ACAAAUCGUUGUACCCUUCUCCGCACGCCCCCAUCCCAUCCGCCCCAUACAGUCCCCUCCCUCAGCAAGUAGGUGUCCCGGGCGUAGCCACCUAGUCGGGCCAGGGGUGCAGCGCCCACUGCCUAGGGAACCCACGCGUAGCGGAGCAAUCAGCACGACUUCAGUCCCAGCGCCCGGGACCUCAAGCAACCUGCUCCCGCCCCGCCCGACUACGAGCAGAGCCGCCACCCCUUCCAAACUCCAGGACCCCCGUCACCCUUAUGAGAGAAGGCGACGCAGAGCAAAGGAGCAGGACGCCCGGCAGCCCGACUCUCCCGCAAGCGCGCGCAGCGCCCGCUCCGUGUCGCCGCCGCGAUCACCCGGGAAGCCCGAUGCCAGCGCCGCGCAUCGGCUGAGAAGGGACAGGGCCGGCUUCGCCUGCUCGCCCGGAAUCCGGUCUCCGCCGCGGCUGCGUGUCCCUGCUGGGGCCCCGCCGGCCCGGGAGUGAACCGCUGCGACCGGCCGGGGGUUGGCCCGGGCAGGGGAAGGAGGGACGGAGCGGGAGGAGGGCACGGGGGGCGGGGAGGGGACCCUGGAGGAGAGAGAUGGCAAUGUCUCUCAUCCAAGCGUGCCGCAGUCUGGCUCUCUCAACAUGGCUGCUUUCCUUUUGUUUCGUGCAUCUGCUCUGCCUGGACUUCACGGUGGCGGAGAAGGAGGAAUGGUACACCGCCUUCGUGAACAUCACCUAUGCCGAGCCCGAGCCGGGGGCCGCGGUGGCGGGCGGCGGUGGCGGUGCCGAGCUGCACACGGAGAAGACCGAGUGCGGACGGUACGGCGAGCACUCGCCCAAGCAGGAUGCGCGCGGCGAGGUGGUCAUGGCCAGCUCGGCCCACGAUCGCCUGGCUUGCGACCCCAACACCAAGUUCGCCAUUCCGGCACACGGCAAGCACUGGAUAGCUCUGAUCCCCAAGGGCAACUGCACCUACAAGGAUAAGAUCCGGAACGCGUUCCUACAGAAUGCAUCGGCCGUGGUCAUCUUCAACGUGGGCUCCAACACCAACGAGACCAUCACCAUGUCCCACGCAGGUGUGGAAGACAUCGUGGCUAUAAUGAUUCCUGAGCCCAAAGGGAAGGAGAUAGUAAGCCUGCUGGAAAGGAACGUCACCGUGACCAUGUACAUCACCAUCGGGACCCGGAACUUGCAGAAAUACGUGAGCCGCACGUCAGUUGUGUUUGUAUCCAUCUCCUUCAUCGUCCUCAUGACCAUCUCCCUCGCGUGGCUGGUCUUUUACUACAUCCAGAGGUUUCGCUACGCAAAUGCCAGGGACAGGAAUCAGCGCCGACUGGGAGAUGCAGCAAAGAAAGCCAUCAGCAAGCUCCAGGUCAGGACCAUCAGGAAGGGUGACAAGGAAACAGAGUCUGAUUUUGAUAACUGCGCAGUGUGCAUCGAAGGGUACAAGCCCAACGAUGUGGUCAGGAUCCUGCCCUGCCGGCAUCUUUUCCACAAGUCCUGUGUUGACCCCUGGCUUCUAGACCAUCGCACCUGUCCCAUGUGCAAGAUGAACAUUCUUAAAGCCCUAGGGAUCCCGCCCAGUGCCGACUGCAUGGACGACCUGCCAAUUGAUUUCGAGGGCUCCCUGGGAGGCCCGCCCACCAAUCAGAUCACGGGUGCCAGUGACACAACAGUGAACGAGAGUUCAGUCACUUUGGAUCCUGCAGUGAGGACAGUGGGAGCUCUGCAGGUGGUCCAGGACCCCGACCCUGCACCCCAGGAGGGAGAAGCCAUCUUUACAACAAACGGUGAUCAAGAGCCAGCGGUGAGUAGCGACUCCGACAUCUCAUUGAUCAUGGCCCUAGAAGUGGGACUGUCUGACGUAGAACUUUCCACUGACCAAGACUACGAAGAGGUGAAAUCUUGAAAUCGUCGAAACAGACAAGAGAAGACACAGGACCCAGGGGCCCAGGAAGGAAGCAUGUCCAGAGACUUGAACUGGAUACCCAACCUUCAGUUCACCAUGGUAACCCCAGGGCACUCUGUUCAUGGGUGGUAAUGAAAGCAAUAUCCAAAGUCUGCAGAAUCAGGAUGCCGGUUCCCAUCUCUGCAACACUCUGUGGCCUUGGUGUGGAAGUUGGAAGCUGGAUUCCUCCACAUCCGUACAGACACGCAGCCAAAGGGCCUGCCGCUGACUGGAAGGAGAUCCUUACCGCUUCUUUUAGCAUCUCCCAUCUUCCUGUUUCUAUUUGGAGAAGAUGGCUUCAUUCCCCUGACAAUUUCUUUUGAAAGACGAUGUGUAGUUUACAUCUAUUCCUUUCUUUUCCCUGUGACACACUCCAGUCCGUGGCCAGAGGUCCUGGAUGCUGCUCCGAUGAUCAGUUUGUACCGCAUCUCUGAGAUUUAUAGUCAUGGGCUCUCAGUAUGAAGUGUGUAUGGCCUUGAGAAUUGCCUCAGCACCCGGAAAUGGUGGAAGGCCAGAGUCUAUCAAGUGUCUAGCUCCCUCCUCUAAGUGGGUCUUGAUGAGCCCUGUGGCCAGAGGCAGCAGCGCUAAGUUCUGGACCUGCUGAAUCCAUUGUUCAUUGUUUUCACCUGCAUCAUGUUGGGCUCCGCCUGCCAUGCUCUGUCCAGGGUCACCGUGGCAGCGAGAACUAUCAGGGACGAGGCUGGCUCAUCUGACUUCAGGGUCUUAGUCUAAAACUCAGAAGUUCCCUGUAGGGCCGGAAUAUAAAUUCUCAGAGUGUGUGUGUGUGUGUGUGAAACUCUAAGCCUAGUUUAAAAACCUGAUACCCCCAUCUUCCCAGGGCAAGGAAGAUGGCUGUUGCCCUGGUUACCAGCAAGGCCUCGGGUUUAUCAACGUUGUAAGUGAGUUCUCUGUGUCCAGGUGAAAGAAAAGAUACAAUCGUUUUUUAGGUCACUGGUAACCAGGUGUAAGCUUACUUCUGGUUCUGUUCUGUUAAUCCUCACCAGCCUACACAGAAGGCACUAAAUAAAUCCUUAGCAGCUUGCAGGUCUUCCUGAGAGCACCCUUGUCCCAAGAGGAGGAUGAGGUGUGAUUUGAUAAGGUCUGAACCAAAAAGUACAUCAUGGGGAAUUGCUAGACCGAGUUUCUCCUGAUUGUGAGCAACAAAUAAGAUAAAAAGAAAAAAAAAACAUAAUCAAUGACUAUCUAAAUCCACCUGUACUAUAAAGUAGUUUAUGGUUUUA
Molecule: messenger RNA, 3178 nt
Organism: Alexandromys fortis (reed vole)
Lineage: Eukaryota; Metazoa; Chordata; Mammalia; Rodentia; Cricetidae
Gene: Rnf150
Product: ring finger protein 150
Exons: 7
Coding region: 585-1898 (437 amino acids)
Source: RefSeq, a predicted model, not a curated record